Messenger RNA from Toxorhynchites rutilus septentrionalis, 1968 nucleotides. RefSeq names its product serine protease 30-like. Bases 103 to 1836 code for a protein of 577 amino acids. NCBI's taxonomy places the organism in Eukaryota, Metazoa, Arthropoda, Insecta, Diptera, Culicidae. Gene Ontology annotation, biological process: proteolysis. The transcript has 4 exons. Gene Ontology annotation, molecular function: serine-type endopeptidase activity. The record is from RefSeq and is a predicted model, not a curated record.
CUUAUCGCAGAUUGUGUACUCUACUAGAAUGUAAAUAUAUCAAUAUUGUGCAUACUUCAAUUCAUCCCAGCGACCACACUCGCUAUCAACACAAUUUGGAAGAUGGCUGCGGUCCAUUUUGCUUUGUUUUUCGUUUUUAUUACGCUUCUUCGUGACUCAAUGUCCCACGUCGAUGCAUUCCAGUGCGGCAAAGUCGAUCGUCUAGCCGGUUACGUAAUCAACGCCGAAGAGACGGAAAACGUUUGGCCGUGGCAUGUGGCGGUGUAUAAUGCCACCAACAAUUACAUCGCCGGCGGUACGAUCAUUAGCGAAUCGUUCGUGCUAACCGCGGCCCAUGUCACCUUCCGGAAGCAACACAUCGCCCUCAUACCGGCGGAUUUGUACGUCGUGAUGGGGAUCAAGGAUCUGUCGAACCCGCAGAAUUACACCCGCUACGGAAAUGUUUCGAAGAUCAUCCGAUAUCCGAACUAUGAUACCGAGCGGAUGGUGAACGAUUUGGCUCUGCUAAGGCUGACGGAGAAAAUUCAAUUCAGCAUGCACAUUUCGCCGAUUUGUCUGUGGCCAGUGGGUGGACCGGAUUUGGAGAAGCUUGCGUUGGAACAGCGAGGUACGGUGGUCGGCUGGGGCUUUACGGAGAACAGUACCAUAUCGCAGGUCCUGCGGGAGGCCAGUAUGUCAAUUAUAGAUUUCCAGAGCUGUGCUGAGAAUACGAAAUCGUUUCAACCGCUGCUGGCGAAGGGAAGAAACUAUUGCGCGGGAAAUCGAGGGGAAACAACCGUCUGCAGAGGCGAUAGUGGUGGUGGAAUGUACUUCUUGAUCGACUACACGUGGUACAUAAGGGGUAUUGUUAACCAGGGAACCCCUACCCAGGACACCCGCUAUCCGUGUGAUCCCAAAAAGGAGGUCAUCUUUAUGGACGUGACCUUCUACCAGAAAUGGGUUGAGAGAUAUGCUCUCCCGAAGAAGCAUAAUCGGAUGGGAUUGCACGAGUGUGGCCUAGGCGAUUAUAUGGAAUCAUCGCAAAGACUCGACAAGGUGCUGGCCCCGGUGAGUAAUCCUUGGAUAGUACACCUGCACUAUCUUUUCUGGGAUCGAUUCUAUGUGAGCGAUUGCCACGGGCUGUUGAUACAUGUGGAAUUUGUGCUCACGCUGGCGAGGUGUCUGGUGGAUCGACCAAAUCGGAAAUUAAUUAACGUUAUCUUAGGUGAGGAUUUGAUUGGAUCAGAUCCUUACGAUGAGAGUCAAUCAUAUCUUCAAGUGCUGGGAAUAUCAGAUGUUUUUAUACAUGAAAAAUUCCAAAACGAAGGAUAUGGCUAUGACGUCGGCUUGGUGCGAUUAAUAAGUAAGGCUGAUUUUAGUAGAGAUAACAUAAAACCCAUAUGUCUUCCAUCAUCGUUGGAGCCGGUUCCGUACUACAUCCUCACAGCGUGGUAUCGCCGCGAUGAUCACCCGAAACAGCUGAAGAAUUCGCUCAUGCGGGAGAUUCGAUUCAGUGCCUGCAGUGCGAUGUAUCGCCGCACAGGAGUUGAGACCAAACAGGAAGAUUGUCUGAUUUGUUUCCAGCACUGCAAGCUUUCCGAUAAGAUAUUGGCCAACGGAACACAUAGCUGUGAAUUGAUUAGUGAGGAGGGAUGCAGCGUUCCCAUUUCCGGCGGACCAGUCUACUACACAGCACACGAUGGGUUCAAUACCUAUACCUAUCUGGUCGGUCUCAGGUCCUUCGGGUCAGCGAAAUGUGAGGAUAAAUUUAACGAUAUGUACAGUGAUAUGGUUACGCUUGGACCUUGGAUCAAGAGGAUUGUGGAGGAGAACGCACUGUUUAUUGACAAUGUCUGAGCAGUUUUUUUGAAGAUUUGAAGAUUUUUAUUAAUUCGUUCCAAUGUCACUUACUUAAAGGAGGUAACAUAAAUUGUGAUUAGAGUUAAUUUUUCAUGUUUUGAAUUUUCUAAUUACACUAAUUUUCAAUUA